AUGAGGCGCCUGGGUUCAGUACAGCGGAAAAUGCCGUGUGUAUUUGUGACGGAGGUGAAAGAGGAGCCCUCCGCCAAAAGAGAACAUCAGCCAUUUAAAGUUUUGGCAACUGAAACUAUAAAUCACAAGGCAUUAGCUGCGGAUAUAUACAGUGCAAUUCCAACAGAAAAAGUGGAUGGGACAUGUUGUUACAUUACUGCCUACAAAGGUCAGCCAUACCUUUGGGCUCGGCUUGAUAGAAAACCCAACAAACAAGCUGAGAAAAGAUUUAAAAAAUUUCUACAUUCAAAGGAAUAUUCAAAAGAAUUUUUUUGGAAUGUUGAGGAAGACUUCAAACCUGUUCCAGAGUGCUGGGUACCAGCGAAGGAAAUUGACCAGUUAAAUGGGAAACCAGUUCCUGAUGAAAACGGCCACAUUCCUGGCUGGGUACCAGUAGACAAAAACAACAAACAGUAUUGCUGGCACUCCUCUGUAGUAAAUUACGAAUUUGAAAUCGCUCUGGUAUUGAAGCAUCAUCCUGAUGAUCCUGGACUUUUGGAAAUUAGUGCAGUACCACUAUCAGAUCUGUUAGAACAAACAUUGGAGCUUAUAGGAACAAAUAUCAAUGGAAACCCAUAUGGGUUAGGAAGCAAGAAGCAUCCAUUACAUCUUCUUAUUCCACAUGGAGCAUUUCAAGUUAGAAAUCUGCCUACACUGAAGCACAAUGAUUUGUUGUCCUGGUUUGAAGGUUGCAGUGAAGGUAAAAUUGAAGGAAUUGUAUGGCAUUGCAACGAUGGCUGUUUAAUCAAGGUACAUCGCCAUCACCUUGGUUUACAUUGGCCAAUUCCAGACACUUACAUGAAUUCAAAACCAGUUGUUAUUAAUAUGGACCUAAACAAAUAUGACUAUGUCUUUGAUUCUAAAUGCUUGUUUAGUUAUUUUUCAAAAAUAAAUCAUCAGAAAUUUGGUAGGCUUAAAGAUAUAAUGCUUGAUGUUUAA
This is a messenger RNA of Chrysochloris asiatica (Cape golden mole), 978 nucleotides long. RefSeq names its product chromosome unknown open reading frame, human C12orf29 (gene RLIG1). The record is from RefSeq and is a predicted model, not a curated record. Gene Ontology annotation, molecular function: RNA ligase (ATP) activity. Gene Ontology annotation, biological process: response to reactive oxygen species. The transcript has 7 exons. NCBI's taxonomy places the organism in Eukaryota, Metazoa, Chordata, Mammalia, Afrosoricida, Chrysochloridae. The coding region runs from base 1 to 978 and encodes 325 amino acids.